UGGAUCAGCGUCCGCCUUGCAGAGGAGUGAGGCGGUAGGAGGAGGAGGUGGUGGUGGCGGGACACGCGCAGUAGCGGGCACGCUCUUCGCGUUCUUUAACAACAACAAUAAAAACAACAACAACAACGGCAAGAACUCGACGACGACGCGAAUUAAGACUCGCGCGCGGAUGGAGAGUAACUUGGAACUCGGGCAGCAGCAGCAGCAGUCGAGCUGCGAAUUGUGCGGCGCAAUGGAAAACCUGCUGCGUUGCGGUAGGUGCAAGAGCUCCUUCUACUGCUCCAGGGAGCACCAGGUCUCGCACUGGAAGUCUCACCGACGCCGCUGCCGCCUGCCGACGACCGACUCGACGACCGCCUCGGCGGGCAGGCUGCCGCCCGUAGCGGCGUCACCGUCAGACUCUGCAGUCUCGGCGGCGUCGGCCACAGCCGCCGCCGCCGCCUCGGCUGUGUCAGCCACGACUGUGUCAGCCACAGCUGCUGCUGCUGUGUCACCACCGGCUACAGCUGUUGCUGCUGUUGCUGCUGCUGUUGCUGUGUCAGCCUCGGUUGUAUCAGCGGUUGUGUCGGACACAGCGCGGCUGAAUGGCAGGCUCAAGCAAGACGACGACGAUGAUGAUGACGACGACGACGUUGACGUUGUGGUGGUGGCGGCGGACAAAGUGAGCAGGACUGACGAGGUGGAGGCCAGAGGACGCGGCAGGGGCAAGACGAGGAGGAAAGGAGGUGGCGGAAGAGGUGGUGCUGCUGCUGGUGGUGGUGGAGGAGGAGGAGCGAAAGGAGACGAUCUGACGCAGACUGGACGGCAUCAUUCGCAGUCACACGGCGGCCACCACGGAGAGACACAACUGGUGGUGGCAACGGCGCCACUGACACUGGCGUCGGCGACGGAUAAGGGUGCGACACCAGAACCUCUGAGCAAGAGCAACGGACGUGGCCCCAACGGGCAGCCGGCGCGGCCCAGCAUGGCUCAGCGCGCCGCCUCCUACGUGGUGCCGUGCAUGGAGAAACUCGGCAUCUGCAUGGUGGAGGACUUCCUGGGCGAGGAGACGGGCAGCGCCAUACUCGCCGAGGUCAAGCGGCUCCACGGCAGCGGCAAGUUCUGCGACGGGCAGCUCGUGGGUCAGCCGCGGGCCAAGGGCGGCUCAGAAACGUCGCCCGCUUCUGCCGCCUCCUCGUCCUCUUCGUCCUCCAGCUCGUCGUCCUCCUCGUCGGUCAUCGCCGGGGCGACACUUUCGCCGCCGUCUGCGAUCCGCGGCGAUAAGAUCGCGUGGAUCAGCGGGAGCGAGCCGGGCUGCGAGAAGAUCGCCUACCUGAUGUCGCAGAUGGACGAGCUGAUCAGACAUUGUGCCGGACGCCUGGGGAUCUACAACAUCAACGGACGCACCAAGGCCAUGGUGGCCUGUUACCCAGGGAAAGGUGCCGGCUACGUUCGCCACGUAGACAACCCGAACGGGGACGGCCGCUGCGUCACGUGCAUCUACUACCUCAACAAGAACUGGGACAGCAAGGUCCACGGUGGUGUGCUGCGGAUUUUCCCCGAGGGAAAGCCACAGUUUGCGGACAUCGAGCCCAUAUUUGACCGUCUACUCCUGUUCUGGUCGGACCGUAGGAACCCACACGAGGUGCAGGCUUCAUACUCGACGCGGUAUGCGAUUACGGUAUGGUACUUCGACAAGGAGGAACGCGCUCAAGCCAUCAAGAGACACUCAUUGGCUGCAGGAGAGAAGGACAUGAAGGUGUCGCUGAGCCAGGCGGAGGCGGGGAACCAGCACACCACGCGGCCACCGCAGAACGGCGCUAGUGACGCUCGUGCGAGACACUGACCCAACGUCCCCAGCGCUGUGUGAUUAGCGACGUGACCAUUUUUCAUUAUUUCUGGUUUCUCGUGUUCUUAUAAAAGGUGCAAUUUUUAUUUUCUCUCUGUGUGUCCAAUUGUGCUAUUUUUUUUUUCAUCCAGAUUUUUACAUAAUUAUUAUUCCUCCCAGUUUUAAAGUGAGAUUAUUAUUGUUGCCAUAUUUUAUGUUAAAUGGCCAACAUUGCAGGUAAAAAACAACAAUAUUUGUAAAUAGACUAUAGCAUAAUAAUAAUUUGUUUGCUGCUCAUGUAAUUUUAACUGAUUCCAAACGUUUCUUAUUGCUUCCAAUAGCUGUAUUUGAUAACGUUUUUAAAAGGAAAUGGGUCUACAUUCCAGAUAAUUCUAAUGUAUGGCAUUUCCGCAUGAAUUCUGAAUAAUUAUAUAUAUUAUUCAAGCGACAGUUUUGAGCGACUGGCGCCGUGUCCAAAGGUAGCGUUUUUACUCUGGACUUGAAAAAAGCAAUUGGACUCAAUGUUACGUGCGUACAGUACCUCUUUUCCACCGUACUAAACCCGUGCCGUGCCUAUGCCGAGCCAGCCCGGCGCGGCUCAAGAGGAGGCGCCGCAUUUUUUUCCACGGCAGAAGUUGAGCCAUGCCGCUGACGUCUCGCGCAAUGAAUGUGUCCUGUGAGGGCCCUGCGCUGGCUCAGCUCGUAUGUGCCAAUGGAAAAGGGGUAGUGUAUAUGUUUUCAAACGUUGGCCUUACAUGCCGUUGAAUUUGCAUGGAAAUCUUGUAAAUGAAUACAUCAUUGCGUAGGUCAGCUGCAAAAGAACAGCCUUAAAAAAACAACAGUUAUCUUUGGGAUAAAUGCAGUGUGUGAGCAACACAAUUUACGUACGUGAAAGUUGACGCGCACAUUAAGCCAAGACUAACAGCAGCUGUGGGAUGCUGCCGAUAUGUAAUGGUUAGCACACUGGACUUGCCAUCUAGUGAACGUCGGGUCGAUCUUCUAGCGCGGCAGUUGAAACAACGCUGCAGAUUUCUUAAAUCCCCCAGCCUCUGUCCCACCCAGCAGUGUUAAAUGGGUUCACCACAGUCCACCUUCCAGUACGUCUGGUCACUAUGUAUGUAUGUUGAACUUAUUUCGCACAGUACGUAGCCAACGGUGCUAAUCUGAUGUGCGGCGGAAGGACAGCAAACGAAACACAAACGGUAGUUCUAAAGGAACAAGUUUUCAAUCUAUAUUUAAAAGUGCAUAGCGCCAGUGGCUUCAUGAUAUCGGAAGGAAGAGCGUUCCAGACGGCAUCUGAGAAUUUUUUUAUGGAAACAUUUUUUUAGCUAAUUUUUUUUUACAAUAUGUAAAUUUAUAUAAGAGAGAUGAUACAUCUUUAAAGUUCGCAUUUGAGGGAAAUCGUCCACAUUGCAACCCCAGGUUUGUUGUGGAAUGUCAAUAUUCAUCAGACGGGGGGAGGUUUGUGCAUAGAACAUCUGCUGGCAGACUAAUGCCCAUUUGUAGACAAGUGCUGCAUGUCUUUUCGCACACAGGGACAGCUGCCACUGGGGGGGAGGAUCUCCUUGGCUAGACCUGAAGCAGGUCAUCGGAAUGGUUGCUACGUGGUGCUUUGAGUGACGGAGGCAAUUAAGCGGCCUGGAAAUGCGCAAAUCCUUAUCCUUAAAAAAAUGUAUAAUAAUGUAAAUACGUUGUAUAAGAAUGCAAUGGAUUCUUCAAAAAACCAUGCAAAACAUUAACGCAGGAAAUAAAAACAAAAAAUGAUGUACAUUUUUUUUAAAUUGUGAAAAUUUGUUUACAAUAACAAUGCUGUCGAUAUUUUAAAUGUAAUUGAUGUGGCCGCAUGAAUAGUAUGAUGAAAUUGCAGCUGCAUGUACACACUACGUAUAGCAUUAUGACCGGGCACCCAGUCUGCUGUGCAAGAUCUAUUCAACCAUUCCGAGAUUUACGCACGGUACAACGUUGCACAUCUGACUCGCUCGGGACUGCAGUAUAUGCAGAAAUGCUAAAUAGGCAAAGAUAAAGCGCAAACUGCUUUAACAUGGGUCAAAAGCUUCACUGUGCUCUAGAAGUGAGCGAAUGUACGCAAGAUUAAUAAUGCAUUUCUGUUUGUCAAAAGAUUGUGUAAUUGAACAUCUGUAAAAACGACAUUUGCACCGAGCUCAAGUGCUGCAUUGGGUGUGGGCGGUUAGCCGGCCAGGGCAAGAUUUACGAUGUGACAACGUUCGGGAUAUGUAACGUACCACCUGGAAUCAUUUUUAAAUGCUGGUAUAGAUUUAGGUACCCAAUCUUUGGGUUCCGCCUGCAACCCGGUCAUUCUGCCCACGCUUAAACACCGGGAAGAACGGAGUUUCGGUCGAUAUCUCGGUGGCAGAAAUAGGGAAAGGCUAACGUGGUUUUGUUAGAGUGCAUUAGGUUGCAAAAUCAUUUGGAUUUAAGCACACCCCUUGGGGGCAAGACCACGUGAGCUUAUAUCAGAAGUAGUGUUCUUGUAUCUAAAAAACUGCCCAUUUCCUUCCCCCCCAUCACGUGUAAAAUGUAAGGACGUGUUGUGUAUAAUACAACUGUGCUUAUAUACAUCUUAACUGUCUUAAAAGAAAAAAGACCUCAUUGUAAAUAUCUGCGGUCGUGAGAUGCGUUACCGGGUAACGUGUAAUCCAAUCUUAAUAUUCUGCCUUUUGUACUCUGAUGGGGGGGGGGGGUAGGGCUCGUGGACGAAGUGCACGCCACUAUAGCAGGAGUAGGUCAAGUCGGUUGCUGCGAUCGAGGAACGACAGUCGGCCCGGUUAAGAUGUUUACAUCAAAAUGAAAGUGCCAUUAUUGUGAAGCUGGCAGUGAACUUGGCUUCCAGAAAUUAGAGUACCCACUACUUUGGUCCACUGCCUGUUGUGUGUCAGAUAUCGUCGGUCGUCUUGUUUUUGGCUUUGUGGCAGAUGUUUUUUUUUUAAAUCGUCACGAUAUGAAACAAGAAAAAACACGUGUUUUGUGCGCGUUAACGCAAGCAUAAAUAAAUAUGCGUAAAUAAAUUGUGAGUCUGGUUUAGCGGAGAGACACGUUCAUGGCUCCUCACGAUUGGCCGGGAAAUAACUUUGCCUAACCUAAGCGUUGUACAUUUGUUAUGUUUAAAAUCCAGUGGUGGUUGGUCGGUAUGUGCUACUGGAGCAGCAUCCCACUUAAAAUGCUACUUUUAAAGAGAACGCGUUUAAAAUAUAUCUUACAUUUUUAAGUAAAAAAAAGUUCAAAGCUCCAUUUAAAAGUUAAAAAGGGGCGAAUUUGAAUAAUUUAUUUUGUUUCGGAGUUGAAACCAUCCGGACAAGAAUUGAAAAACGGAGCGCCAGAUUCCACCACCCCAGUGAGAUCCACAUUGUGGCUUCGCAAUGGUUGGUUAACCAUUAAAACCAUAUCAGCCCAAGCUAAUAUCGUAGGUGUAUUAACCAUAAAUGGUAUACAUCGUCUGCUUCGCCGUGGACAUUAAACAUCCCUGGGACUUCGAAAAGAGUCGGGCAUGGAUUCCAGCGUCACGGUCCACAUUUGACCAAUUUGCUGCAAACUAACUCAAUUUGGAGAUUACAAGAGUAAUCGUCGCCACUUAACUACAAAACUACUGCAUACUUUGUGAGAACCUUCAUGAUGGCCUUUCGCUCCAACGAUUUCGUUUGAACGACACCACCCCACCAAAUGUGAUCCAACAGCCGCCAAUCUUGCAAAUCUCAACGAUGAAGCUUUCGGUAAUAGGGUGUUGUCAAUUUUGUGUGUGCUUUGAGACAACUUUCCAGCUCGCGAGUUGAAACUACUAAGCAACAUAGCUAUCGCCUUAGUGUCUUUGUAUUGCUGAUUAACUUGACAUCUCUUUCACUUAGCUUAACAUUGGAAUCUUGCCUGUUUGAUGACCGUGUUUAUGAAUUGUUCGAACUCAAGUUUUCAUGCGGAGAAGGGAAAAAAAAGUAUUUUGUAAAAAAAAAAGCUGUACAGUUUUGGCACUCGUAAUUUCACGUACAUUAAUAUCAGUAUUGAUCUAUAUUUUUGUUGCAGUAAACCAAUAAAUUAGUCACUUUAGCGCCUUACAGGUGAUCAAAAGAGGAAAUCAACACGGAGUGAUGAAGUGUUAGUGUGAUUACCGUCGUUGGAAGGCUCAAUGCUAUUUCUGUCGGGGGUUCCAUGUAGGUUGAAUUAGACGCGUAGCAAAUUUAAUCCAAGGUCGGUUCAGAAAAUAUACUACGUAACUAUUUGAUUUUAAUAUUUUAUGAGAAAACGAAGUGAUUUGAUCCAUGUACCUUUCUACCUGUAAAUUAUAUAUUGUACAUUAAAUACAAUUUAAAGUCAA
Molecule: messenger RNA, 6131 nt
Organism: Petromyzon marinus (sea lamprey)
Lineage: Eukaryota; Metazoa; Chordata; Hyperoartia; Petromyzontiformes; Petromyzontidae
Product: egl nine homolog 1-like
Biological process (GO): cellular response to hypoxia; peptidyl-proline hydroxylation to 4-hydroxy-L-proline
Cellular component (GO): cytoplasm; nucleus
Molecular function (GO): peptidyl-proline 4-dioxygenase activity; L-ascorbic acid binding; ferrous iron binding
Source: RefSeq, a predicted model, not a curated record